Messenger RNA from Pan troglodytes (chimpanzee), 695 nucleotides. RefSeq names its product glucose-induced degradation protein 4 homolog. Gene Ontology annotation, biological process: protein targeting to vacuole; negative regulation of gluconeogenesis; protein catabolic process in the vacuole. The transcript has 7 exons. The coding region runs from base 1 to 615 and encodes 204 amino acids. Lineage: Eukaryota; Metazoa; Chordata; Mammalia; Primates; Hominidae. The record is from RefSeq and is a predicted model, not a curated record. Gene Ontology annotation, cellular component: GID complex.
AUGUCAAACGAGUGGAUCGCACGUGAGGUGAUCCAGAGCCAACAGGGCCCUGAGGACCGAGCUGCCCCAGGCCAGGAGCGCACUGCUGGGGAGCCUGCCUGGACAGUGGGAGCUCCUUUCAUCCCUGAGCUUAUCUCGACACCCUGGACCCAGGAGUAUCCAACCCUUACAACCUUCUUCGAAGGAGAAAUAAUCAGCAAAAAACACCCUUUCUUAACUCGCAAGUGGGAUGCAGAUGAAGAUGUUGAUCGGAAACACUGGAACAUUGGAAGAUAUCUGGAUCUGCAGACUCUGCUAGACUGGACUGAAACAUUUUGGGGCAAGUUUCUGGCUUUUUAUCAGUAUGCAAAAUCAUUUAACUCAGAUGACUUUGAUUAUGAAGAGCUGAAGAAUGGAGACUACGUCUUCAUGAGGUGGAAGGAACAGUUUCUGGUCCCAGAUCACACGAUCAAAGACAUCAGUGGUGCUUCUUUUGCCGGGUUCUACUACAUCUGCUUUCAGAAGUCAGCAGCCUCCAUAGAGGGCUACUACUACCAUAGGAGUUCAGAAUGGUAUCAGUCCCUCAAUCUAACCCAUGUUCCUGAACACAGUGCACCCAUCUAUGAAUUCCGGUGACAACGGUUCAGAACAGCAACCAAAUAAAACUGAACUUGGCAAAAAAGAACUUUGCCGAGAAAAUUGUGUACCUGCCAGAA